This is a messenger RNA of Racocetra persica, 260 nucleotides long. NCBI's taxonomy places the organism in Eukaryota, Fungi, Glomeromycota, Glomeromycetes, Diversisporales, Gigasporaceae. The record is from the annotation of a GenBank genome assembly.
CUACUACACUAGCUAAAGAUAUUCUUGGAAUAGUAAUAAUAAGUAUUCAAAUUCAUAACCUUAUGACUAUUUCAGAAGAUAAAGAGGAGAAUCUUGAAAUAGAAAAUAAAUUUGAACAACUUGCUAACCUACAAAGAGUCGAUGGUCUACAAGAGGCUGAAAGUAUUUUUAUAUUUGUAGCAGUAGCAAAAGAAGAAGACGAUUUCUCUGAGGGAUGUUUACAAUUAGCUUUGAUGCUUGAUUUUACUCAACCAUCUUAG